AUGUCUAUGCCAUUCCAAGGCCCACCUUCCCUUCGAUUUGGCGAUAAUCCUCUCGAUAUGUCACAGAACAUUCUAUCCACCUUCUCUGCUGAUCGUCGGGAACAAUUGGCAAAGCUAGAUUCUCCUAGAAAAUAUUACAUCCCGUACUUUGCAGGUCGGGAUGCGGCUUACGACAUGUCGAAUGCACCUCAGGGUAUUCACGCCUUCCUUCGGGCAUACUUCCACAUGAAGAGCGCCGAUUGGCGCCAUAACGACCCGCGUCCGCUUGCGACGGCGGAACCAUUCGAGCUGGCGAAACUGCCUCACUAUUACAUGAUGCCGCUUGCAGCCACAAUGCCAGAGGCCGUAGCCCCGCACGCGCCCAAUGCGGAUGAAAUAGCUCGCAGUCGCUGGCUCACUGAUGAGGAGUUGGCGGUGUAUGCCGAGGAAUACGGGCGCACCGGCUUUCAGGGCGCAUUAAAUGGGUACAGGUCUUUCCAGCCCGAGUUUUACGACGAGUUGGGGGUGUUCGCAGGCAAAGUUAUUGCGGUAUCAGCGAUGUUCAUAUCUGGAAAGCAGGAUUGGGGCGUGUACCAGAUGCCGGGUGCAUUAGAGAAGAUGAAAACUGAGGCAUGCAGCAGGAUGCGCGAAAAAGAUGUUCUUCUGGUCGACGGAGCGGGUCACUUGGUUCAACAGGAGCAGCCCGAGAAGGUGAUCACGCUUUUGGAGAGGUUCUUAUCAGAGGUCAAGGUGUCCGAGUAA
Messenger RNA from Laetiporus sulphureus 93-53, 741 nucleotides. Its product is annotated as HAD superfamily. The transcript has 2 exons. Gene Ontology annotation, molecular function: hydrolase activity. The record is from RefSeq and is a predicted model, not a curated record. NCBI's taxonomy places the organism in Eukaryota, Fungi, Basidiomycota, Agaricomycetes, Polyporales, Laetiporaceae. The coding region runs from base 1 to 741 and encodes 246 amino acids.